This is a messenger RNA of Ustilaginoidea virens, 246 nucleotides long. RefSeq lists its product as uncharacterized. The coding region runs from base 1 to 246 and encodes 81 amino acids. The transcript is spliced from 4 exons. The record is from RefSeq and is a predicted model, not a curated record. NCBI's taxonomy places the organism in Eukaryota, Fungi, Ascomycota, Sordariomycetes, Hypocreales, Clavicipitaceae.
AUGGCCAAUUCCAGCAAGUCGUUUGAUGAUGUCCUUGUCCGCUGGCAGCUUGAGCAUCCCUUCUCAUUCUGGCUAGCACGCCGGCAGGGGUGGACGGCGCAAGGAUGCGGGAGGUGCAGGAUUAGGCUGUUUGCCGCAUUUGCUUCAAGACACGCGCGACUCAAGCAGCAGAGAGGCGCUGCGGCAUCCGUCACGGUCGUCCCCCUUCAUCUGCCGGCUUCACUGCUUGUUACAAAGAGGUGUUAG